Prosopis cineraria is the source of this 454-nucleotide messenger RNA. RefSeq names its product signaling peptide TAXIMIN 2-like. NCBI's taxonomy places the organism in Eukaryota, Viridiplantae, Streptophyta, Magnoliopsida, Fabales, Fabaceae. The transcript has 3 exons. Bases 16 to 363 code for a protein of 115 amino acids. The record is from RefSeq and is a predicted model, not a curated record.
UACAAUCCAUAAGUAAUGAGGAAACGUGUGGACGCCGUCCACACGCAAUUCUACCAAUCUCACCCCUCCCAUAUACACAAUCUCGGAUUGAGAGCAGAGAGAAUCGGAUCCGAAACAAGAAAAGCAGAGAGAGAUCGCAGAAUGGGGGAAUGCAGGCCAUUGGGGUUCCUGAUAGGAUUGCCUUUCGCUCUUAUUGCUCUCGUUUUAGCGGCUGUGGGCGCUGUUAUCUGGAUUCUUGGGAGUAUAUUGAGUUGCAUAUGUCCGUGUUGCUUCUGUUGCAGUGCGUUGGCUAAUUUGGCUAUGAAACUGAUACGGCUUCCAGUUAAAAUCAUCAGAUGGUUCACUGAUCAAAUUCCUUGCUAGACUUGACAUAAUCUUCUCGUUUGUUGAUUUUAUAUCGUGUAUUUCCCAUCGUGAUUACUUUAAUAGCUAAUACUGCUUCCGUGUUCUUCAA